AUGAAUUGGUUUCAGGCACUGCUUCUCUUUCCAUUUGCUGUUUCUGCCACCUUGAAUCUUCAGCAAUACCGUCCUGCCGCACGAAAAUCGUUUCCUGGCCUAACUGCGCAGACACCCCAGGAAGUCAUUGGGAAAGCCCAGAAAGCUCAGACUCAGCCAAAGUUUCUUACAGACAAAACUCGGAAAUUCGUAGUCAAUGGAACAGGAAUUCCCGACGUUGACUUUGAUGUCGGCGAGUCGUAUGCUGGAUUGCUUCCUAUCCGAGGCAGUAAUGACACAAACGACAAGCUUUACUUCUGGUUCUUUCCGUCCGAAAGUCAACAAGCAGAGAAGGAGAUCUUGAUCUGGCUUACUGGCGGCGUAAAGCCAGGGUGUUCCUCUACGGGAGAACUGCUUUCAGAAAAUGGCCCCAUGCUCUGGCAGCCGGGCACGUUCAAGCCCAUCAAAAACAAAUGGAGCUGGCAUCGCAUUACGAAUGUUGUAUGGAUCGAUCAACCCGUCGGCACAGGGUUUUCGCAAGGUACUCCAACAGCGAAAGAUGAAUUUGACGUUGCCCGCCAGUUUCUCAACUUCUGGCGUAAUUUCAUUGACACCUUCGACAUGAAGGGAUAUAGGAUUUACGUCACAGGCUCUUCAUACAGCGGCAUGUACUGCCCGUACAUUGCCAGCGAGAUGCUCGACAGCAACAACAAGGAUUACUUCAAUGUCGCGGGCAUGCAAAUCUUUGACGGGACAUACUCUAUUGACAGUAUUGGGGAAGAAAUCCCUGCACUCUCAUUCGCGGACCGGUGGGAGCAUAUUUUCGCCUUUAACGACACCUUUCGAAAGACGCUGAGGGACGUGAAUGAGAAAUGUGGAUACGCCGAAUACAUGCGCAAGUAUCUCGUUUUUCCUCCAGCAGGGCUGCAGCCUGCAAGGCCGCCUGGCCUUGAUGAGAAUGGCGAGGUCAAGCAGGAGUGCGACAUAUGGACCAUGAUUGGGGAAGCUGCGGAACACCUGAACCCUUGUUUCAGUGUUUACACAAUUACGGACAUAUGCCCGCUGAAAUACGACCCUCUCGGCUUUAGUGAUGGUUCCAUGUAUAGGCCAAAGGGCUCAGGACCUGCGUACUUCAACCGAGAAGAUGUGAAAAGAGCAAUCAACGCGCCCAUAGACAAGGAGUGGCAGUUUUGCACUGACACACAGGUCUUCAUGAACGGAACAGACAACUCGGUGAAGGAAGGGCCAGGUAGCCAGCCUGUACUCCCGAAUGUUAUUGACAAAACGAGAAACGUCAUUCUCGCGCACGGGACCAGGGACUAUGUGCUGAUAGACGAUGGUACAUUGUUGACAAUUCAGAAUUUGACGUGGGGCGGACAAAUGGGAUUUCAAACAAAACCGACGGCGCCGCUAUACGUGCCCUAUCAUAGCAACGACAAUCCCGAGACUAUUGCCGGUGCAGGUGUCAUGGGCACAGUGCACUCUGAGCGAGGGUUGACAUAUGUUGCUGUUGCCUCUGCGGGACAUUUUGUUUCGGCGGAUGCGCCAGCUGUUGCGUUCCGAAGCGUCGAGGUUCUAGUUGGACGGAGGGAUGGUUUUGAGUCAACGACCCCUUUCACCAUUGACCAAAAUGCCACGAUGCCCACCGGAGAGGCUGGAAACGGCACGAUCAUAAUGUUCCCACAGUCCAUGGAACCUGGCAGGGGUAUUUUAUCAAACCAAAAGGCGCCCAAGAACAACAGUGGUUUGGCGGUGGUAGCUGGAAGUACAGAGGCAGUUCUUGCCCUAGGGUUCGCGGCAUUUGUGACUUUCAUUUUAGGGAUCUAG
Colletotrichum truncatum is the source of this 1806-nucleotide messenger RNA. RefSeq names its product carboxypeptidase. Gene Ontology annotation, biological process: proteolysis. Lineage: Eukaryota; Fungi; Ascomycota; Sordariomycetes; Glomerellales; Glomerellaceae. The record is from RefSeq and is a predicted model, not a curated record. Gene Ontology annotation, molecular function: serine-type carboxypeptidase activity.